UUAUGGGAAUGUGAUUAUUACGGACAUCCAAGUGAUAGACGUUUAUUUAACGGAUUUUUUAACGUGUUAUGGGAUACCAUGUUUAAAUAUAAACAAAUAGAUUAUGAUAAAUAUUAUAAACCCAUUGAGGAUUAUGCAGAAAAGGAUUUUUUUAAAUUAUUUCAAGAAGAAAUUAAAAAUGAAGAUAUUUUGGAUUUUUGUGAAG
Dentiscutata heterogama is the source of this 205-nucleotide messenger RNA. Lineage: Eukaryota; Fungi; Glomeromycota; Glomeromycetes; Diversisporales; Gigasporaceae. The record is from the annotation of a GenBank genome assembly.